GUUGGGUUUCGGAGGAAGUGCGCGCGUAUCAUGGAUCCCGGCGGCGAGGCUCCCCGGCGGCCCAGCUUCCGGCCGCUCCAGCUCCUCGAGAAGAAGGAACUCGUCGAGUCGUGCUCCACCUCCGACGCUGCCUCCUCCUUCCCGUCGCGGAUGGACGACACCCGCAACGGCGAUGAUACUGCGCCUCCGCCGGCGGAGGCGACGCGGAUCAAGCCGCCCUCGAAGAGGAGCUCCGCCAAGGACCGCCACACGAAGGUGGACGGCCGCGGGCGGCGCAUCCGCAUGCCGGUGCUCUGCGCCGCCCGCGUCUUCCAGCUCACCCGCGAGCUCGGCCACAAGUCCGAAGGAGAGACCAUCGAGUGGCUCCUGCAGCAGGCGGAGCCGGCGGUGAUAGCCGCCACCGGCACCGGCACCAUCCCUGCAAACUUCACUUCCCUCAACAUCUCUCUCCGCAGCUCCUGCUCCUCCUCCCUCUCCGCCCCAAACUCAUUCUCCUCCUCCGUCGCCGCCGUCGCGCCGCUCUCCGGCCACGCCUUCCGUUUCCACAGCGAGUUGGACUACACGGGGACGACGAAGACGUCUCCAUCUUCCUCUGCUCCUCCCCUGCUUCUCAGCUUCAGUACCUCCAGCGCUCUUGCUGAAUCUGCAGAGCCGGUGAGGUCCGAGACCGCGGACCUCGCGAACGCGAGGAAGCGGCGGUGGGAGGAGGAGUUGGUGGGGCGUCGCCACCACCAACCGCCACAGAAUCCAAUCAUGGCGGUCGGUUACGGACAGCCUGGCAGAGUGUGGAUGGCCAUGGCGAACCCUAACAACCAACAACCCACCAUCAUUGCUACCACUGCUGAGCCUGACCCAUCACCAUCAAUCUGGCCAUUCCCAAACACCGCCGGCGCCGCCCCCAGCGGGCUCCAGUACUUCAUGAACUUCCCGCAGCCGGCGGCCGCGUCCCCCACGGCGGUGCUGCAGACAGCUGCUCACCAACUGAGCCACGCGGGCGGAGAGGCGCCGCACAUGGGGAUCCUGGCGGCGCUCAACUCGUACGGCCGGCCGCCGCCGACCAACGCCAACUCGCCGCCGUCGAGCCAGUAAAUUGAGCACUGCUGCGAUCGUACGUAAUAAUUUCGCCGCCGUCUUUUAAUUAAUUCGCAUGCGAUUCCAAUUUUUUUUUACUUUUUCUUAUGGAGUUACUUAAAUUCUUCUUUAAUUGCUUGAUCGAUUUCACUCUUCAAUCGCAAUAUAUUUGUAAAAAACAGGGGAAAACAUUUCAAUUAAUUAAGAUACUUAUAAAUUUACCCUAACACUAAUAAUUUUACAUAAAUUUAAAUUUCAUCAAACAUAGUAGCAAUUAAGAUGAUUACAUUCAUCCCAGAUUACGCGAGAUUACGC
This is a messenger RNA of Zingiber officinale, 1386 nucleotides long. RefSeq names its product transcription factor TCP15-like. Bases 31 to 1089 code for a protein of 352 amino acids. Gene Ontology annotation, cellular component: nucleus. Lineage: Eukaryota; Viridiplantae; Streptophyta; Magnoliopsida; Zingiberales; Zingiberaceae. The record is from RefSeq and is a predicted model, not a curated record. The transcript has a single exon. Gene Ontology annotation, molecular function: sequence-specific DNA binding; DNA-binding transcription factor activity.